This is a messenger RNA of Tinamus guttatus (white-throated tinamou), 2121 nucleotides long. The record is from RefSeq and is a predicted model, not a curated record. NCBI's taxonomy places the organism in Eukaryota, Metazoa, Chordata, Aves, Tinamiformes, Tinamidae.
CAACAAGAGCAGAGAAGACAGCAAAGUACCUAAGAUGUGAGAAGUCCUUUCUUAUCAAAAGGAAGCUUUGUUUUCAAAAUGGACCGAAGUAAGCGGAAUUCAAUAGCAGGAUUUCCACCACGCUUGGAGCGCGCCGAAGACUUUGAUGGGGGCAGUGGAAGUGAUGGGACUACAUCCCAGAUAGGAAGAGUUUGGACCUCUUCAUACAGAGCCCUGAUAAGUGCCUUUUCCAGACUUACUCGUCUUGAUGACUUCACCUGUGAGAAAAUUGGCUCUGGUUUCUUCUCUGAAGUGUUCAAGGUCAGACACAGGACUUCGGACCAGGUAAUGGCUUUGAAGAUGAACACACUGAAUAGCAACAGAGCGAACAUGCUGAAAGAGGUUCAGCUUAUGAAUAGGCUUUCACAUCCAAACAUCUUAAGGUUUAUGGGUGUCUGUGUGCAUCAAGGACAGCUGCAUGCACUUACUGAGUACAUCAACUAUGGUAACCUGGAACAGCUAUUAGACAGUAACCAGCAUCUGCCCUGGACAGUGAGGGUGAAAUUGGCUUAUGACAUUGCUAUGGGAAUCAGUUAUCUUCACUAUAAAGGCAUUUUCCACCGGGACCUUACAUCCAAGAACUGCUUAAUAAAACGUGAUGAGAACGGAUACUCAGCAAUAGUGGGGGACUUUGGUUUGGCAGAGAAAAUUCCUGAUCACAGUGAGAAGUUACCUGUGGUGGGUUCACCCUUCUGGAUGGCACCAGAGGUUCUCAGAGAUGAACCCUACAAUGAAAAGGCGGAUGUGUUCUCUUAUGGUAUAAUUCUGUGUGAGAUUAUUGCAAGAAUACAAGCAGAUCCAGACUAUCUCCCUCGUACAGAAAAUUUUGGGUUAGAUUACGAUGCCUUCCAGCACAUGGUGGGAGACUGUCCCCCCGACUUCCUCCAGCUGGCCUUCAACUGCUGUAAUAUGGAUCCAAAGCUGCGUCCUUCAUUUACUGAUAUUGUCAAAACACUGGAGGAUAUUUUAAACCGUUUGAGAAACGAGGAAUCGGAGAGAGAGAGAAAAUUUUUCAAUAUUGACAACAGCGAAAGAAAGCCCAAAGGGUCAAUUGAAAAAGGACCAGGAGUAAAACGAUUGAGUUCCCUGGAUGAUAAAAUCCCACCCAAGUCACCUCGCCCACGUCGGAAUAUCUGGCUGUCCCGCAGCCAGUCGGACAUCUUCUCCCGCAAGCCUUCCCGGAAGAUAAACGUGCAGGAUCCCUACUAUACGCCAAACAAGGGGCUAGGCCGGAAAGUUAAUCCCUUCAAUGCCAGGGAGGACCUCAAGGGGGGCAAGAUCAAGUUCUUCGACAUGCCAAGCAAGUCCGUGAUCUCGCUCGUGUUUGACUUGCAUUCCCCGGAGGCAGGCGGUGGCCUCAGGGCCAGCCAGUGCCAGCUCCGGCAGGCGUGCAGCACGGACUGGCAGGAGCUUUCCCUGCUCCCGGGGAGGAGAUGCAGGUCGCUUCCCAUCUCCCCCGAGCUGCCGCAUAAGGAGUACGGCCUCUUCAGAGGGCUCUCCUCAACCGUGGGCAGGUGCGACCCGGCCCAGCUGGGCGCAGAGGUCCGGCAGAAACUCCUGAGCAGCAGUAAAUACGGCGUGGCAGAGAUUCCCCCCUUUCAAGCCAAGCUGCACAGGCCAGAAUUUCUUCCCGUUCCAGGACAAGAGGAGGAUAUGGACUGUUCAGAUGGGCCAGUGCCCCAGGAGGAAAAUGGAUUUUAUCCCAUUGAGAACACGUGUGAAGACGCGGCACGUAAUCAGCCUUCAGCCCUGGCCCAACUUGAGUCACUAGCCUGCAAAAGGCUCCCAGCUGAGAACUCGGUGAACUCGGAGGGACACGGCUCCUCACAGGCGUUUGCAGGUUGUCCCCCUUCUGAAGAGAUGGAGGUGGAAGACGAGCUGCAGAAAAAUACUGUGCUGGAGUCUGCGAAGCCUCUGUUCAGUGUCAGCCCCUCCAGGGAGCUGAGGAGAGAGGCCCGGCCGUUUGGUGAGCAGGACGGGGACGGCGCUGCCCUGGUGGCCUUGACCUCCUCCAACACCUCCGCAAGCAGCAGCGCACAGUCAACCUGUGACAUUUGAACAGAGUGCGCAAACAGGACAUGA